AUGUCAGCGGUUCUCUUGCCGAACUUGAACAUUAACGACACUUCGGUCAGAGCCGAUCGACAGCAGUGUAUUUUGAGACCAUCCAAGGCUGCCUACCAAAUAAAGAUAAAACAGAAAAAUGUGAUUUGUGCACCCUGUACACCAAGCCAGAAGUUAUUAUGGUCGGAAGAAACGGCUGUAGAAGAAGCCAGACGUUUGGGAAAGGUUGCUGGACAGAAGGAACCGAACGAGAGAGAGUAUUUGGGUCAACUUUUGAUAACUUUUGGAAAAUAUGUCAACAACACCUUCAAAUGGUUAUUGGAAAAUGAUGUGGGAUAUGUGAAAUAUCUUCUUGAUCAUCAUGCUAAAGAAAUGAAAAAGCAAGGAACAGUGAGAGAUGCAUGGCUGAAAAAUUAUCUUAAAAAAUAUGUGACUUACUUCCCAGCAGUGUCAUCCCACUUGGAAGAAAACAUUGAUGUUUGUGUUUAUGGGAUACAUCCAUGCAAGGAGUUCACAUAUCAAGAAAUGUUUGACCUCUACUAUAAACAUAAGACUGAUCCAUCAAGUAUAUGUUCUGGUAAGAGAAAUUUGGCAAAGCAGGUUUAUGAUCAAGUGCGACGCUGGCUCUGUAUGUUACCUGACCAAAUAUCAACAAAUGCUAUGAAAAGAUUUCAAGUUUACAUUAAAGACAAGGAAAAGUCUAAAGUUCCAGUUAAAGAAAUCAAGUUUUCACCAACAAAGUUUGAUGUUGCAUGGUCAGAUGACAGUAGUAUAUUUGAAGCUAUAAGUUUAAACUUAGAGGCAGAAACUAACCAACAACCUGUAACCCCAGUAAAGCGUUUGUCACAUGUUCCAACUGCGACUGUUUCAAAGGCACCAGAUUCAACCUUAUCAGAACAGAGUAAAUCUUUAAUUGAAGAAUCCAGUCAAAAAGAUUUGUCCUUGGUGGUAUAUGAAGGUUGGCACAAGUCAUGGGAGGAGGAAGCCUAUAAUUCUAUUCCACCACAGGAUUUACAUUGGUUGAAAGAUUCUGACAGAGGUUUGUUCCAGCCUACUCAAACAUUUAGAGAUAUUAAAGGAAACCUUAGAACCAGAAAAGUGUUAAAGAAUGAUACUAUGUGGUUUUAUCCCCCAGAGCCACCAGGUGUUAUCAAGGCAGCAGCACAUAAACCAGAUGCUUUUUUUCAUGGAAGAGUUUUCUUUUGGAGACCUGUAGGUGUUUGGGGAUACAAGAUUAGCUGUCCGAGACCAGAUUGUCCUGAACGUGAAUCUAAAACAGCAUCGUUAUACAGAAAUGGGUAUCACUCGAGAGCUAGACAGAUAUGUGACAUAACAGAUUGGUAUACUAUGUUGUGUGAGGUUUUAAGCUGUGCAGCCUGUAAUCAGAAGUAUGGUAUCAACACACGUUUUGUAACCUGGGAAUAUUCCAUCGUUUCAUCUCUAAGUGAAUCACAUCAGUCAUUAUUUCCAGCUAUUCUCACUGCCAGGCGAGGAGUAGACAAGAAGAUAAUUCAGUUAAUGGUGGAUCGAUCUAUUGGUAAUACAACACGUAAGAUGUGGCGACAAGUUGUUGAGAAUCACUCUUUGCAAUACCUUCAACGUAAAGAUCUGUACACCACUUUGCUUCAUUCUUUAACAAAGAAAGGAGGAAUUGUGAAGUCAUUUGCCAUCAACUUUAAACCACCACCAAAGAGAAAGGAUCCACCAUCAGCUAAAUUAUUCCAGAGAGCAUUUUUGAUAUCAGAGGCUGAAAAGGUAGACGACUACAGAAACCAAAUCAUGUCAACAUUUGGAAAGAUACUGAAAUUUGAUUCUACUAAAAAGAUUUGUAAAAAGAUAUCAGGUGCUGGAAAAGGCACAGCUGAAUGGUGUACCAAUAUUGGAAAUGGAAACAGCCAAAUUCUCUCCUUCGUUCUCACCUGUGAGGAAUCGACAGAAAAAUUAAAGCCAAUGGCAGAAAGUUUAAUGGACCGAUACAAGACAGCUGGAGAAGACCCCCCACUUGUGAUGUUUGUUGAUCGUGGCUGUUGUCGAAAGUACGGACCUUCAUCAGUAGAGAAACUUUUCGACUUUUGGGUGGAUUCUGGCAUGUGUGUCAGAUUGGAUGCAUGGCACUGGAUCCAUAGGUUUGAUGCUGCUGUCCGCACAGAUAGUCAUCCAAAGUAUCCAGCCUUCAAAUCAGCUCUGUCUGGUGCCUUGUUUGCCUAUAACAGAUCAGAUUUGAACCUACUGAUAAGAGCAGUGAGAGCUGGCAGUCCUGCCUUACAGACUAUUCCUGAAAGUGAAAUUAUCAACACCUAUAUUACUAGGAAGCAACUGCAACACCAUGUCAGAAGGAUUACUGUUGGAGUGCAAGAGACAUACAAUUUGGUCAGUGCUGCCAUUUCAGAGCUGAAGACUGCUGCUGGUUUUGACUCCAAUGGAAUCCCUCUGUUCAAAUCUGAUGAAGCCAUUGAUGAAGUAUGGGAUAACCAACAGAAGCAUAUAGAGUGUCUCCAGGACCCUGCUGGCUUAAGUUUUUAUACAGUUCUGAAGUACAUCAAAUUGAAUGGAAUAGACAUUCCUCAUUACAGAUGCUCCAGAGGAAACAACAGUUUGGAAGGUUUCCAUUCUCACCUUCUUGAUAUGGUUCCCAGCGUGCAUUGCAACAUACAGUCACUUCAGAUUUACCUUUUGGGCGGAAUAGCUCGUUGGAAUGCAGAUCGAGACAGCGAGAAUGUGAAAGGAGGUCAUGGAAGAAGACAUAGGGCCUACUCACCCACUCUGAUACAUCGAUUAAACACCAGAUGCACAGAACUUUUUGGGGAAGAAGAAAUUGAAGAGAUUAACUUUAGACCACUGGUACCACCUGGAACAGAGUUACUUGGAGUAGAGUAUCUAUUAAAACAGUCCAUACCAUCAUUUGACACCAAAGAACAUUAUUCUACCAUCAUCAACACAAUGACUGAUUCACCUGAAGAAGAAAAAGAAGAAGAAGAAGAAGAAAACGAAGAUUUGGAUGAACAAGAAAAGACAGAUCCUGGAUAUGAAUCUGAAGAUGAGACCAUACCAGAUAAACCAGCUACAAUUCCAGUCACUGAUUUGGUGACAGCACCAGAGUUAGAUCCAGUAAUGGAAGAUGUUUGUGGCUCAAGCCAUCUACCAGGGUUUGAAAAGGUUGAAAGUUUAAGUUUGCUGUUAGUUAGCUUGGCAAUGGAAGAAGGAUCCCUUGGUAUUUCCCCUCAACUUCAAAAAGAGAUCAUCGAAACAUUUAAAAUUCUAGAAGACCAUGACAAAAACACUCAAAAAUUCAAUCUUGCCUACUCUGGAAGAUGGGGUAAUACUCUUUACAAGAGAACAAGUGGUGAUCCACAAUCAGCUGCUGUGAUUCAAAAGGUUAAAUUUGGAAUUAGAUACACCCCUGCUCAACAUAUUGACCAUACCAACAGAAUACUGUACUGUGUCAUAAAACAACUGUGGUUAAAACUGAAUAAAGGUACCAGCAAGAAAUCAGCAGCUGUCAAAAAUAGAAUCACCCAACAUUACCAGAGGAUGCAGCAUAGAGUUAUGGUUGAGGAUCCAAUUUUAUCUCGCCUUGCCAUUCCACUUCCAAAAAUUAAUUCUAAAUGUGUUGCAGAAUUCAUCCGGAGACAAGAGGUAUUGAUUGCAAAAAAUUCCACUACUGCUCCAAAAGACAUCAUAACAAAGGAAACCCAUGUGACUGAUAUAGAAAUGCCUCAACCUCUGGAGUUACCAACUGUCAUGCCUGUAACAGAUAGACCACAAAUUCCUGUUGUAGAAAGAGAAUGCUUAGCUGGUGCAAAGAAAUUGAAGAAGAGACUAGACAUUACAACAUCACAAAUUCCAGUAACAAGUACCUGUACAUCAAUCUCUGAGCCUGUUCCAAUGCCAAAAUUACACAAUAUUCCUGUAUCCUCACAGAUUUUUCAACCAUUCCACUUAAUCCAUUCCAUACCUUCUACCUCAAUACAACAACUACAAGUUAUUCCAGAAAUAAGUCGCUCAAAAUUUUAUAAAGCUCAAAAGAGAACAAGAGAAGAAGAAGAAGAAUCUUCAUCCAAAAGAAAGCCAUUUGUUCCUUAUUGUGGGGCCUGCAAGAAGCCUAAUCUUGGUCACCAAAAAUAUAAGAAAAAGUCAUGGUGUGAAGAAAUGAAGAAAUCUACCUCAAAAGGACUGUCUAAUAAAACUUUUAAAGAUUUCCAAGAGUUUAAAGAUUAUAUUGAUAACUUAAACUAG
Messenger RNA from Lottia gigantea (owl limpet), 4215 nucleotides. RefSeq lists its product as hypothetical. Lineage: Eukaryota; Metazoa; Mollusca; Gastropoda; Lottiidae. Bases 1 to 4215 code for a protein of 1404 amino acids. The record is from RefSeq and is a predicted model, not a curated record. The transcript is spliced from 8 exons.